AGUCGACUCUUUGGUGAAUGACACAUCACUAACAGAGACUUGUGCUGUAAGUUUCAGCUCGCAGCAUCGCCAAGCUACUUGUUGGCUAAUGUAGUUAUCUAAGCUGGCGUUCCAUCAGUCUUCUCUGUAACAGUCGGUGGAUCGACAUUAACGCGAUGGCUGUGGAGAUGAGCUCCACCUGCCCGGGCCUUUACUGUGGAAAAACUCUUAUUAACGGGACAAUUGAAGGAGAAUGUGGGGUGUGUCCCAGAGGUGAGAGAGCAAACCUGGAGAAGAUCUGUCAGAAGUGUACAGGUUCUCCGGAGCUGUACGACUGGCUGUACCUGGGCUUCAUGGCCAUGCUGCCACUAGUCCUGCACUGGUUCUUCAUCGAGUGGUACUCAGGCAAGAAAAGUUCGAGCGCGGUGCUGCAACACGUGACUGCUCUGUGUGAGUGCGGCGUGGCGGCUGUGAUCACCCUGCUGCUGAAUGAUCCUGUAGGAGAGCUGACCAUCCGCUCCUGUAGGGUCCAGAUGCUCUCUGACUGGUACACCAUGCUGUACAACCCAAGUCCAGACUACAUCACCACACUGCACUGCACCCAGGAGGCCGUUUUCCCUCUCUACACCAUCGUGCUGAUCUACUACGCCUUCUGCCUGGUGUUCAUGAUGCUGCUGCGGCCGCUGCUGGUGAAGAAGAUUGCAUGCGGUUUGGGGAAGACGGAUCGCUUCAAAAGUAUCUAUGCUGCGCUGUACUUCUUCCCCAUACUCACUGUGCUGCAGGCGGUUGGAGGAGGACUCCUGUAUUAUGCGUUUCCCUACAUCAUUCUGGUCCUGUCGCUGGUCACGCUUGCUGUGUACAUGUCUGCUUCAGAGAUCCAGUCCUUUAAGAACCUUGUGGCCAAAAAGAAGCGUCUGGUGGUGCUGUUCAGUCAUUGGCUCCUCCACGCUUACGGCAUCAUCUCCAUCUCCCGAUUGGAUAAACUCGGGCAGGAUUUGCCGCUAUUGGCCCUCGUGCCUGGACCCGCACUCUUUUAUUUACUCACGGCCCGAUUCACUGAACCCAACCGCAUUUUAUCAGAAGGAGGAAACGGACACUGAGGCACCGACUUGCUUUACCGGCGUCUUCUAACUUUAUCAGCGCACUUUAGGAAAGGAAGGAAACUCGUCUCACCUAAAGUCCGUCUCAUGCCUCAGGUCUGCAGAUCAGGAAGCGAUUAUAAAGUUUCAUGUCGAAUUCAAACGAGCGCUUUAUAAACCCGGACUUUUGCUGCUAUUUAAAUGAAGCGUUUAUGUAGAAAUGAAAUGAUCGAGCUUUCGGUUUCCGGGUGUGAAUUUGUUCUGUGACUCGUCAGCUACGUCAUCGAGUAAAUUCCAGGUUAAGGUGUAAACUCUGUACAUCUCAUUUUUCACUUUUUCUUUAAACUGAGGAAAUAAAUGUCCUGUUUUUUUCUUUU
Messenger RNA from Tachysurus fulvidraco (yellow catfish), 1435 nucleotides. RefSeq names its product jnk1/mapk8 associated membrane protein (gene jkamp). The transcript is spliced from 7 exons. The record is from RefSeq and is a predicted model, not a curated record. Gene Ontology annotation, molecular function: ubiquitin protein ligase binding. Bases 156 to 1079 code for a protein of 307 amino acids. Gene Ontology annotation, cellular component: membrane. NCBI's taxonomy places the organism in Eukaryota, Metazoa, Chordata, Actinopteri, Siluriformes, Bagridae. Gene Ontology annotation, biological process: response to unfolded protein.